Messenger RNA from Ricinus communis (castor bean), 5285 nucleotides. RefSeq lists its product as uncharacterized. Gene Ontology annotation, molecular function: ATP binding; protein serine/threonine kinase activity. NCBI's taxonomy places the organism in Eukaryota, Viridiplantae, Streptophyta, Magnoliopsida, Malpighiales, Euphorbiaceae. The record is from RefSeq and is a predicted model, not a curated record. Gene Ontology annotation, biological process: recognition of pollen; protein phosphorylation.
AUGGCGUCUGUAUAUAUAGUGAUUUUUGAAAGAGAAAAAGAACAAAAGCUUAGGGAGAAAGGAAAAGAUGAAAUUCAAAGAGUGUUGGAGGAAAGAGUGGACAUGUUUAAUGACAACGAAGGUACAGCUUGUGCCGUAUUGGAACUUUCUGUGAGGAAUUUUUUCAGACUUGGAUUUUUCAGCCCCGUUAAUUCCAUAAAUCGCUAUGCAGGAAUCUUGUACAAUAAAGUUUCGGUGACAACUCCAAUCUGGGUAGCUAACAGAAACAAGCCGCUCAAUGAUUCUUCAGGAAUUAUGACAGUAUCAGAUGAUGGAAAUCUUGUUGUCUUGAAUGGAAAGAAUGAGGUUCUUUGGUCAUCAAAUGUUACAAAUGGAGUUCAAAAUUCAAGUGCGCUGCUUACUGAUGAUGGAAACUUAGUACUGCAAGAUAAAACCAACGGGAACACAUGGGAGAGCUUUCAGCAACCCUCCAAUGUAUUGGCGAGGAAUAUGAGACUUACAGCUGGUGAAAGAGCAGGAGAGAAUAUAGUGCUACGAUCAUGGAACUCCCAUUCUGAUCCAUACAUUGGAAGCUUCUCCGUUGGCAUUGAUGAUUUAGAGGUUCCUGAAGCUUUCGUUUGGAAUGGUAGUCGUCCUUAUUGGCAAAGCGGUCCAUGGAAUGGUCGGAUCUUUAUCGGAAUUCCUUGAAUGGUAUCUGUUUAUCUUAACGGAUUUACUCUAACUGGAGAUACUUCGCGAUUCACUUUUUCAGAUGAGUCUACUCUUUAUAACUAUCUUUUAGACCCUAAUGGAGAAUUCUCGAGAAAAACUUGGGUUAAUAAAACGGAGAGUUGGGAAACUGAUUGGCAAAUUCCAGAAACUGAAUGCAAUGUUGAUGGCAUAUGUGGGGUGUUUGGAGCCUGUAAUCCACAGAAUUCUCCAGUCUGUAGUUGUUUGAGAGGGUUUGAGCCAAAAAAUGCUGACGAAUGGACUAGAGGCAACUAGACCAGUGGUUGUGUUAGAAGAAGAUAUUUGCAGUGUGAGAGAACAGAAAAUGGUGGUGAAUUAGGAAAAGAAGAUGUGUUUUUAAAGCUGGAGACAAUGAAAGUGCCGGAGUUUGCACAUUGGUCAAAUAUCCUUGAACAAGAGUGUAAACAGGAUUGCUUGAAUAAUUGUUCCUGUGUUGCCUGUUCAUAUUAUUCAGAUUUUGGUUGUAUGUCAUGGACUGGAGACUUCAUUGAACAAAACUCACGUGACAUACAGAAGUUCUCCAUUGGAGGGGCAGAUCUAUAUAUUCCCCUCGAAUAUUCAGAACUUGAUAACAAUAAGAACAUAAAAGUUAUUAUCAGUAUGACAGUGGCAGGAGCAAUUGUCCUUCUCUUAUGUGCAAUUUUUAUAUGGAGGUGGAAGGCUAAGCAUAGAGACAGGAAAAGAAACUUAUUAGUCGAAAGGAAGGACAAUCAUCCAACAUUUUCAGAUGUAAACAAGCUCAUGGAUAAUGUGAACCAAGUAAAACUUCAGGAAUUACCAAUAUUCAGUUUACAGGAGUUGGCCACUGCAACAAACAACUUUGAUAUAGUUAAUAAACUUGGGCAGGGUGGUUUUGGUCCAGUGUACAAGGGAGAUUUUCCUGAUGGACAAGGCAUAGCUGUGAAAAGACUGUCAAGAGCAUCUGGACAGGGGCUAGAAGAAUUUAUGAAUGAGGUAGUGGUGAUCUCAAAACUCCAGCACAGGAAUCUGGUGAGACUUCUUGGGUGCUCAGUUGAAGGAGAAGAAAAGAAGUCGAUUUACGAAUACAUGCCAAAUAAAAGCUUGGAUCAUCACAUGUUUGAUCCGCUUAAGAAAAAAAUUCUACACUAGAGAAAACGCUUCCUCGUUGUUGAAGGAGUUUGUCGAAGCCUCCUUUACCUUCAUAGGGAUUCCAGACUCAGAAUUACUCAUAGAGAUUUGAAGGCAAGUAACAUCUUGUUAGACCAGGAACUGAAUCCUGAAAUUUCAGACUUUGGAAUGGCCAGAAUUUUUGGUGGCAAUGAAGAUCAAGCUAAUACUAGAAGAAUUGUUGGAACUUAUGGUUAUAUGUCGCCUGAAUAUGCAAAAGGACGAUUUUCAGAGAAAUCGGAUGUUUUUAGUUUUGGAGUUUUGUUAUUAGAGAUUGUAAGCGAGAGAAGAAAUACUAGUUUUUAUGACAAUGAGGAAGCUUUGAGCCUUUUAGGAUUUGCAUGGAAAUUGUGGAAUGAAGGCAACGCAGCUGCUCUAGUAGAUCCAGUACUAUCUGAUCCUUGCUAUCAAGUUGAAAUCUUUAGAUGCAUACAUGUGGGUCUGUUGUGUGUGCAACAGUUUGCAAGAGAUAGGCCUGCUGUAUCCACUGUCUUAUCAAUGCUAAAUAGUGAAAUUCUGGAUCUUCCCAUUCCCAAGCAACCGGCAUUCUCUGAAAAUCAAAUUAACUUACAUUCAGAUGCCUCUCAGCAGAGCCGGAAGAAAUGUUCGGUUAACAAUAUGACAAUCGCAAUUAUUGAUGGUCGAUAAAGAACAAGUUCAUGUAUACUAAAAAAAAUGGCAAUAUACAGCUGCCUACUAACUAUUUUUCUUUUACUUUGUUAUUCUAUGAAUUCUUGUGCUGCCAUUGAUACGAUCACAUCAUCGCAACCCGUUAAUGAUCCUGAGACUGUAGACUCUCCUGGAAAUAUCUUCAAACUGGGUUUUUUCAGCCUCGGUAAUUCCUCCAACCGAUAUGUUGGAGUAUGGUACAGUCAAGUUUCUCCAAGAAAUAUAGUAUGGGUUGCUAACAGAAAUCGGCCACUCAAUGAUUCUUCAGGAACUAUGACAGUUUCAGAUGGAAAUCUUGUGAUCUUAAAUGGGCAGCAGGAGAUUCUUUGGUCAGCGAAUGUUUCAAAUCGAGUCAAUAAUUCAAGGGCACAUCUUAAAGAUGAUGGAAACCUUGUCUUGCUAGAUAACGCAACUGGAAACAUCAUUUGGGAGAGUUUCUACGAACCUUGUGAUACACUUUUGCCAAAUAUGAUGCUUAGUUCAAAUAAAUUAACAGGUGAGAAGAAAGUACUAACAUCCUGGAAAAGCCCUUCUGAUCCAUCUAUUGGAAGUUUCUCUGCAGGCAUUGAUCCCAAUAGAAUUCCUCAAUUUUUUGUUUGGAAAGAAAGUCUACCAUAUUGGCGGAGUGGUCCAUGGUUCGGCCACGUCUAUACUGGAAUUCCUAAUUUGAGUUCUAAUUAUCUUAAUGGGUUUAGUAUUGUAGAGGACAAUGGAACGUACUCGGCAAUUCUGAAAAUUGCAGAAAGUCUCUACAACUUUGCUUUGGAUUCUGCAGGAGAAGGUGGAGGAAAAGUUUGGGAUCAAGGAAAAGAGAUAUGGAAUUAUAUAUUCAAAAUUCCAGGAAAGUGUGGUGUAUAUGGUAAGUGUGGGAAAUUUGGAGUCUGUAAUGAAGAAAAAUCACAUAUCUGUAGCUGUUUGCCAGGGUUUGUACCAGAAAAUGGAAUGGAAUGGGAAAGAGGAAACUGGACUAGCGGUUGUGUUAGAAGAAGAUCUCUGCAGUGUGAUAAAACACAAAACAGUAGUGAAGUAGGUAAAGAAGAUGGAUUUCGGAAGCUCCAAAAAUUGAAAGUGCCAGACUCUGCUCAAUGGUCUCCCGCCAGCGAACAACAAUGUAAGGAAGAGUGCUUGAGUGAUUGCUCUUGCACAGCUUAUUCAUAUUAUACUAAUUUUGGCUGUAUGUCAUGGAUGGGAAACUUAAAUGAUGUACAGCAGUUCUCUAGUGGAGGACUGGAUCUUUACAUACGCCUACAUCAUUCAGAAUUCGGUAACAAAAGACACAUGCUCGUUAUUAUCAGCGUAACAGUGGUUCUUGGAACAAUUGCCACUGCUAUCUGUACUUUUUUUAUAUCGAAAUGGAUUGUUAAAUACAAAGAAAACGGGAAAAGCAAGCAGAAGUUUUCACCUAAGACGACAGAAGAUCUCCUGACAUUUUCUGAUGUAAAUAUUCAUAUAGACAACAUGAGUCCUGAAAAACUUAAGGAACUGCCAGUUUUCAGUUUACAGAGUCUAGCCACUGCAACAGGCAACUUUGAUAUAACUAAUAAGCUUGGGGAGGGUGGAUUUGGUCCAGUGUACAGGGGAAAAUUGACUCAUGGACAAGAAAUAGCUGUGAAAAGAUUAUCAAUAGCAUCUGGGCAGGGACUGCAAGAAUUUAUGAAUGAGGUUGUGGUGAUAUCAAAACUCCAACACAGAAAUCUGGUGAGACUUCUUGGUUGUUGUGUUGAAGGAGAAGAAAAGAUGUUAGUGUAUGAGUACAUGCCAAAUAAAAGCUUGGAUGCAUUGCUCUUCGAUCCACAUCAGAAAGAGCUCCUGGAUUGGAGAAAACGAUUUCACAUAAUUGAAGGAAUUUGUCGAGGUCUCCUUUACCUUCACCGUGAUUCCAGACUCAGAAUUAUUCAUAGAGAUCUCAAGGCAAGCAACAUCUUGCUGGACCAUGAACUGAAUCCAAAAAUUUCAGACUUUGGGAUGGCAAGGAUCUUUGGCAGCAAUGAAGAUCAAGCUAACACUAGGAGGAUUGUCGGAACUUUUGGCUAUAUUUCACCUGAAUACGUAACGGAAGGAGUGUUUUCAGAAAAAUCUGAUGUCUUUAGCUUUGGAGUUCUACUGUUGGAGAUUGUUAGUGGCAGAAAGAAUUCUAGCGUUUAUAAAACUAAUCAAGCUCUGGGGCUUCUAGGAAUUGCAUGGAAAUUGUGGAAUGAAGGCAACAUAGCAGUUCUAGUUGAUCCAGUGCUACAAUCUGACCCAUGUUUUCAGGUUGAAAUUUCUAGAUGCGUACAUGUAGGUUUGUUGUGUGCACAGGCACAUCCAAAGGAUAGACCAGCUAUGUCUACUGUGAUAUCAAUGCUGAAUAGUGAAAUUGUGGAUCUUCCAAUUCCAAAGCAACCGGCAUUUGCCGAAAGCCAGGUUAGCCUAGAUUCAGAUACCUCUCAGCAGAGCCAGAAGAACUGUUCUGUUAACAUUGUGACAAUCACAAUUGCUGAUGGCCGAUAAUUUACAAGCUCAGAUAACGAGUAUUAUCUGUUUCUGGCUUAUAUAAAUUGCCACAAGACGGAUGUAUAGAAACUACACUUGUUCAGUAUGGAUCAGACACAAGGGAUAUAAAAAUUGAAAUCAAGUUUUUGUUGUAUCCUGUAUCUAUUUCUACUUGUUUUUUUUUUUCCAUAUAUUAUUCAUUUGUCAAAGCUCAACGAGAAAAACAACUCGAUGGCAUUUGAAGGGUUGUCGUUUUCAAUUGGAAUAUUAUUAGUAGUCCCAGGGUC